Poecilia latipinna (sailfin molly) is the source of this 2675-nucleotide messenger RNA. Its product is annotated as CXADR-like membrane protein. Gene Ontology annotation, cellular component: external side of plasma membrane. NCBI's taxonomy places the organism in Eukaryota, Metazoa, Chordata, Actinopteri, Cyprinodontiformes, Poeciliidae. The transcript is spliced from 3 exons. Bases 321 to 968 code for a protein of 215 amino acids. The record is from RefSeq and is a predicted model, not a curated record. Gene Ontology annotation, biological process: cellular response to lipopolysaccharide; cell surface receptor signaling pathway; negative regulation of T cell proliferation.
UCUGAUUAAGUUUUCUUCACAUUAUUUCAACACAAAAAUGUUAUCCUGAACCCUAACCUGAUAGAAGUACACAGUUCCACUUUGACCUUUAACCUCCCUGCUCUGUUUUCUCUCCUGCAGAUGAACCAAAGGUCACAGCUAAACCUGGACAAGACGUCAUUCUGCCAUGUAGAUCUGCUGAGAACAAACCUGUCACUGUUGUACAGUGGAGGAGACCUGAUCUGGGGUCAGGAUAUGUUCUUCUGUACAGAGACGAGCAACCUGAUCCAGAAAACCAGCAUCCAUCUUAUCAGAACCGGGUCAAUCUGCAGGACAGACAGAUGAAGGAUGGAGACAUGUCUUUGGUUCUGAAGGACGUAAAAACUACUGAUGGUGGAACAUAUCAGUGUCGAGUCCAGAGUGAAGGAAGCCUUGACAGAAAACUGAUCAGCACCGUCCAGCUGGAAGUUCUUCCUCCAGAUGAGAAAAACAUCACAGCAGAACCUGGACAGAACGUCACUCUGCCAUGUAGAGCUGCUGGCAGUACAGCUAUUAUUGCUGUGGAGUGGAUCAGAACUGAUCUGGGCUCAGAAUAUGUUCUGUACCGAGACGGUCAGAUUAAUCCAGGAAACCAGAACCCAUCUUACCAGAACCGGGUGGAUCUGCUGGACCGACAGAUGAAGGACAGAGACGUGUCUUUGGUUCUGAAGAACCUGACGACUAACGAUACGGGAACAUAUCAGUGUCAAGUCCAGAAUGAAAGAAGUCCUGAUAAAAAACUGAUCAGCAUCGUCCAGCUGAAUGUUCUUCCUCCAGGAGGUGAAGAUGGAGGAAACAAGAAAGCUGGUGACCAAGAUGGAUCCGUUGGAAUAAUAGUUGGUUUGAUCUCAGUUGUUGUUGUUGUUGUUCUUGGUGUUUUAUUUCUAAUCUAUAGAAAACAACAAACUAGCUUUAGGAAGAAGACAUCAGAUCCUCCAGUUGAUCUAUAGAUCUGUGCACAAUUGAUCAUCAGAAGAUAUGAUGGAUGAUGACCAGAUUAUGAAAAUAGCCUGUAAGUCAGUUACGUCUGUAAAGCUCAAAGCUUCAAUUUUCAUUGUAGUAAUUCAUUUUUGUAUAAUUAAUUUAAAUCUCAGCUGAUCAAUUUUCAAAAUCAAAAUCAAGGUGUGCUGCAUGAAGCUGCUCUCAUUUUAACGUAUCAGGUAUUUUUAUUCAUUGUUCAAUGUCUGGUCAUCAUAAAGUUCAUGUUUUUUUUCUUCAUUAUAAAUGAUUGUUUUCAUUUUUAUCAGUUGUUAAGCGUUGAACAGGUCAGGGUUCAGAUUUCUUGUUCCUUCCUGAUCAUGACUGAUCUGGACAUUAACAGACCAAACCAAAGACGUACUGGAGUCCAUCUGUGGUUCCAGUUACUGAACCUUUCUAACAUGGCCUUUAAAUCAUUUAAAAUAAUUUACAAUAAUUUACAAUCUGUGCUUUUCCUGCAGCAGCUCCCAGUGACCUGCCCAGUUUGGCCAUGAACCUCUGAAACAUGUUCAAAGGUCAAAACAUUUUUAUCAGUUUUUAUUUGUUUUUUAUGCUGUUUUUUAAACAUUAUAUUGAUAUAGGACUUUUGUGUGUGUUAUGUUUUAAUGUGAGUUUGUGUUUUAACUUAUUUAACUGCAGAGCAGCUCAGCCCUGUUCCACUUGUUAAUUUGUAUAAAGUCACUCUGGUUGGGGGUUUUAGCCUUAAACCGUUUUAAACGUCUGUAUUUUCCCUCUGGACGUGAUCAGGUCACUCAGCACUGAGGGACCUGAUCACGUGUUGGUACCAGAUGGACUGAGUCUGAAAUACUGAGUCUGAUAUGAAGAACAAUCGGAUCAAUGCCUCAUGAAGUAUUUUGUUUCUUUUUGCUCUUUUCUGUUUUACAUUCAUGUUCAUUCAAACCAAAGCAGUGUUUUUACAUCAGUUUUUUCUGAACUCUUGUUUUUACAUCAGUUUUUUCUGAACUCUUGUUUUUACCACAGUGUUUAGAAGGUUUGCUGUUCUCCAUCAGUUUGUGCCUUUACUGUUUCAUUUCCAAUUAUCUUCUACAUCUUUGAACACCAUUGUAAAUAUUAUGGCUCAUAAUCCAGUAAAUCUGUUUACCUUCACUUACUCUCUGCUUCCUGCAUGACUCACAUUUAACCAAAUGUUUUAUUCUUCUGAGCUGAUCUGCUGCAAAGUCGGUUCAUAAAAUAACUCAUAAAACUCCCAGGUUGUUUCAGGUGAACCUUCAGAAAAAACUGAUUUAGAAUAUCAGUUUCUAAACAGAUAAACUGAUAAGUUUAUCUAACUGAUUCUAAAUCAGUUCAUAAUGUUUCAGUAUUAUUGUUGUUCCUGAAUACAGACUGUUGAUGUUGGCCUGAAGAUCUUUACUGUUUACUAGGAACCAAUUAGCUGUUGCUAUGACAACAGCUAAUUGGUUCCACAUCAUCAAAACAAAGUAACUGAUGUCUCCAGACUGACUGAUCUGCUGUCAAUCAUUAACGUUUUAUUGUUUGUGUUGCUGCUCUUUUGAGAGGAAAGUUCAGGUUUUCUACUGAAUCGCCUCCAUCUUUUUUUACCCAGUCAGUUUUAUGUAUCUUGUAUAAUAUUCUAAAUCUGAUGUCUUAUUCUAGAGUUUGGCUGUUCCUGUGUUUGUUUGAUUUGAAUCUUCUGAUUAAAGUUUUCUAUAUAAAAAGCA